Molecule: messenger RNA, 7473 nt
Organism: Oryzias latipes (Japanese medaka)
Lineage: Eukaryota; Metazoa; Chordata; Actinopteri; Beloniformes; Adrianichthyidae
Source: RefSeq, a predicted model, not a curated record
GAAAAGCCCAAAGCGUCUGGACCAAUCAGAAGCCGCCAUUGCAAAUUAGAACCUAAUCAUAUCAGUGUGGAGGCGGGGCUUAAACCAGGACAAGAGAAGGUAACCAGCAGCAUAGUGUCAGACCCUAGCCAGACGCUGUGUCGUGCGCGCGCGUUUGUCUGCAUUAAAAAAUGACUGAAAAGCGGACAUGUGGUCCCGUGAGGAGGGAAAACCGAAGCCUAGCUUGAUGUUUGAACCAGAACGAGGACAUUUUCUCCCGAAGGAAUCGUCUCAGUCGGAGCUCGCGCUUGUUUCUCUGGGAAGAGCCACAUGGGUGGAGAUUAGAAGUAACGGGACGGGAUGUGGGACAAGAGACUGAACUGUGUCAUGAUGGGACCCGCGAGGAAAAACGGAAAUUACCCGGCGUCCCCGCGAGCUGUUUACGCAACAUGUCUCUGAAGGAGGGGCCAUAAAGGGAAGCCAGCAGCCCCCCAGAGUAAAAAGCCCGAACCCUUACUGACUCUCUGCCAUGAAGCCCCUCUUCCCCGGCCGGAUGAAAUGAGCUGACCCGGCCACGCCAUGACAGCGUUCGUCUCCACCGUGGGGCUGCUGCUGGAGAUGCUGCAGGCUCUCCUCCAUUCCCAGCGCGCGGCCUUUCUCGGGAUGGCCGUGUUGGUCGUGAUGAUCGCCGCAGACUCUCCUGUUGCUGAUGAGGUUCUGUUGGACUUCACACAGCCCCCUUUGGGAUUUCCUGGCGCUACUGCAAGUUCAAAAGGAUUAGAACCAUCAGCCUUACCAGAUUCACCACAGAUGACUCAGAGGCCAGAGUUUCCUAAUCCCCUUCCAAUCAAUUCUGAAUCAACCCAUGAGACUUGGACCUCCCACUUCAUUUGGAGGCAAAGUACAAAUGAAAAAUCCAAACCCGUAAUGCAGAGGGAUGCUGUCACAGAGGAGCCGCAUACUUCUGAAUCGUCUUUGUCAAGAACAGCUGAACCUGUUCCAGGACUGAGUCAACAGUUUGAGGAAACAGCUGACCGUAUCACAGAGAGGAAUUUAGAGCUGACACAUUCAGGAUACCAGACAUCCUCUCCCCUUCUGCCUCCUACAAGAACCAAGCAUCAGAAUUCAUCCAUAGCUUCCUUAAGCUCAUCUGCUACUGGUACCUCAAUACCCUAUUUAGCCAUCUAUUCUAAUGAUAAGAGGACGUCUAACAUUCAGGAGGCUGUAACUGCAGAGAAGACUUUGCCUUCUGGGAUUUUAACACGCGACAGGCCUCCUAAUUCCUCUGUUUCUACCACUUUGGCAGAAGAACCUUUUAGUCAACGAGUGGAAUCGAGUCAAGCGAGCCCCAUCAACUUUUCAUUGGUGGGUAGCUUACCAGAACACGAGGAAAACAUGCUAAGCUAUGACAAGAUUCACUCUCCUGGCUAUAAUGUGCCUUUAAGCACCUCUCAACCUACACUAAGUUCAUUUGAACCCAACGAGUUGCCUCCUGAGGACUUUUACCCAACCAACACCAUGGAAGUGGACUGGGGUUCUGGAGAUUAUUUAGAGACGAUGUCUUACUUUAAUUCAGACCAAGACAGUUACCCUUUGGUCACCAAGGUGCUAUCUGAUCCAUAUGAUCAGGAGGAAUACACAGAAAGCUAUGACACAUCUUUUCCUGCCAGAGUAGGAAUCUCCCUUACAUCUUUGCAGCAUCUUCAUGUGUCUCCUUCACCUAGUCUCUUCACCACAUACAGUACCAUUGUGCCAUACAGACAUCCUUCUUUAACCGCCUCAAUACCUCACCUCACCGUGGAGACUACUCCCACUCCUAUGACUGAUGUACCUGGAGAAUCCGACAUAAUGUGGGCAGAUUCUGUCACAGUUCAACCCACAUAUGUCCUGCUACCUGACAUGAACAGCUUAGAGUACUACACCACCCAACUAACCAAGGAUGGCUUUGACGUCAGAGCUGAAGAAAAUGUUACCGCUGUUUUGAUGAACUCAACAGAGGUUUCUCCCAUAGAGACGUACACCCACAGUUCAAAUGCGACUAUGGAGGAAUCUUCCAGUGAACUGUCAGGGUUUGGGCCUCUGGAAGAAUCCACCACAGAGGACAGCCGUCAACUGAUUAAUUCCUCUGCUCCUAUUCUUUAUCCUUCCAUUGUCCCAACCCACAUCCUAUAUCCCUUGUCUUCCAGUUGGAUGGUUGGUGAUUUAUCCAUCACUGAUUUGUCCAUACAGACAUUCACAGACAGCACUGCUUUAUCCAGCAUUUUGCAGCCAAGUGAAACACCUUUGCUUCCAGAAGAUUCAAUGUCCGCCUCAUCUCUCACAGAUGUCCAUUGGUUUGUCACAGAGUCUUUGCCAGAAGGUACCAUACACACAUCUGCUGUCUUAACGUCAACUGUUGCCUUCUCUCCGGUACUCACUGAUAUCCCUGUAAAUGAUUCUACUUCUGAUACAACGGAUGGAACCCACCAGAACCCGAUUUUGUCUACCGAACACACUCCCAGUACCUACUUUACUGAUUUCACAUCCCACAAUGCCACCUUAGACCCCCUGGUUAUGUCUGGUGAUCAGGGUGUGACUGAAGACGGAAAGGACCACACAGGUACGCUGAUCUCAACAGCCAGUGAAGUCAGAACUCUCUCUGCCUUACCAACAAGUCCAGCUGCCACGACUACCCCGUAUGAAGGGACGAAAGGUGCUUCUGCCACGACGGAAUCGUCUUCCACCGUCGGCUUCAUCUCCCCUACCAGAGAACAGACUUCAGCCCCAGCUACAACACCAAGACAGUACCUCUGCAAACUCGACAGACCUUCUUAUUUGACUAAAAUCGAUUUUCCUUCUGGAGCCACUGUUGGAUAUGCCAAGUCCCAACUGAGAGACUUGCUCAAACUGGAGUUCAACAAAUCAGUGGAGCUCCAGGUAGUGGACCCCCCACCAAAACUUGUUAUCCGGGUCGUGUCAGGAUCCGUCAUAUACACGGCCAUAUCUGUUGUCAAUGGACUGCAAAGGUCUGGACGCCGAUUCCUUUAUGUGGCUCCUAGUUUGACUCCACCAGACCGUAAAUAUCAGGUCCACACAGUGCUACAGUUUGUCCCGGGCCACAUCGACGUUCGGUUCUGCACCUUUAGCGAGUCCAUUGAAAGAGGCUUGAGCAGGGCCUUCGCAGAAGUGCGCCGGCGCUCACAGGCGUCCACCAACUUCACCAUGCACAUCAUAAACAUCACCACAGCUGCUCCCGGCAAUGAGGAACAACAGUCGAGGUUUCCAGUGGACAUCACCUUCACCAUUAGCGGUACCAGGGGUUACCUGACAGGGUCAGAGGUCAGUGACGCUCUGAUGACCCUCACGGUGGUGGAAUUCAGCUUCUACAUGGGCUUUCCUGUACUUCAGAUCGCUGAACCUUUCCAUUAUCCAGAGCUAAACACCAGCCAGCUGCUUCGCUCCACCUGGGUCAGAACAGUGCUUCUGGGUGUGCUGGAUCACGAAGUGAGACAAAGGACUUUCCAGGCUAACCUGGAACGCCGCGUGGCCUUGUUGUUCAGAGAAGCCUUGGGAUCGGUCAGACGAGUCAGAAGAGCCACCACCGUGGACAACAGCAGCAUUCAGGUUGUGGCGGCGAGUCGUCUGGCAGGUGAGGACCACCCGCUGGAGGUGGUGUACUUCGCGGAGAGUCCCGGCGGGGAGAGGAUGCCUGCUGUUCAAACAGCCAACCUGCUCAACAGCCUGGAUAUUCAAAGGGCUGCCAUUGUUUUGGGAUACCGUGUGCGCGGCGUUUUGGCUCAGCCUGUAGAGAAGGUGGCGUCAUCUCCAUCCGACAAAGAGAACGCCAACGUUUGGAUUGGCGUUGGGGUGGUGGUCCCCCUGCUUGUGGUGCUCCUCAUCCUUUCCAUCCUCUACUGGAAGCUGUGCCGCACAGACAAGCUGGAGUUCCAGCCAGACGCCAUGACUGCCAUCCAGCAGAGACAGAAGUUACAGGCUCCCAGCGUGAAGGGCUUCGACUUUGCCAAGCUCCAUCUUGGCCAGCAGAGCAAAGAUGAUGUCAUGGUGAUCCAGGAGCCCGUCCCACCGGCGCCUGCAUCCGGCCCGCUCCCGACAGCCAUUAAGCAAGGCCCCAGUCCAUCCGACAACGGCGAGAUCGCCACGGCCAGAACCUCGGCUUCUUCCACCAAGGCCUCCCACGGCGGGAGACGGAGAGAGAGGAUCUCCCCGUCAGACAGAGACUCUGUGGUGAGCGAUCAUUCCACCGAACGGGAAUCGACCGGGGAGAACCUGAGAGCCACCGCCGCCGCGCCCAGCGACAGCAAGCAGACCCGUAAGGCCCCCAUCAAUGUUUUAAAUGGCAGGAAUAGAAUUGGUCCUCCACCUUCAAACGGGGCCGCCAACGAGCAGCCGUCCUCUGCCGCGAUCUUUGAACACGUGGAUCGCACGUCCCGUGCCGCAGACGCCGCCAGGAGACUCCCCAACAAAAUCCAGCUUAUCGCCAUGCAGCCCAUGGCGGUUCCAGCGCUGCACAGCCCGCCGUCGCACGGACGACUGGCCGACGCAGAACAGAUCCAGGUGGCUCUGAGGCACAAGUCAGAGAUCGAACACCAUCGUAACAAGAUCCGGCUGCGCGCCAAACGGAAAGGCCACUACGAUUUCCCCGCCAUGGAAGACUUGAUAACCGGCGUCGGAGACGCCAAAGACCGCCAUCACAUCUACCACAAAGCUCAGUCCCAGAUGGAUAAGAUUCUUGACCCGGAGUCUCAGAUGCUGCCUGUCUUUAGGGAACAAAGGAAAAGCAGUCGUGGAAGACGUUCUCCUAGGCAAAGGCUGAGGAGUCAGCUGAAUGGAGGCAUGAUGGAAGCAGACAAAGACCAGCUCAUCACAGAAGAUGAUCCCGCCUACAGGAAGGGUCCUGGAGUCAACAAUGUGGCCUAUGUGUCGGACCCAGACCAGGGACCGGUGUCCCCUCACAGGAGUCCCUCCCCCACAGACGAGGUCUUCCUGGGUCCCGCCUCCUCCCCUCCAGGGCACGCCCCUCCGCCCCCCCCUUACAUUCCCCCACAGCCCUCCAUUGAAGAGGCGCGGCAGCAGAUGCACUCCCUAUUGGACGACGCCUUUGCUCUGGUGUCCCCCACUUCUCAGGGCAGCACGGCGGGGAUCACCCUGCCCGGGGGCAACGGCAACCCACAGGUCAAAAGCCCUGCAGGUUGUGGGCCUAGAGCCUGGGGCCCCACCUACUCAGCAUUUGGCCCCGCCCCCAGUAGAUUCCCUGAGCCGCCUCUGUCUUCUGCUGCAGGUCUGACGCCGCGACAGGGCUUUGGCUCCGCCUACACGCCAGCAGGAGAGGAAGUGGCGCCCGCGGAGCAGCUGCAGUCUGACGGCCCGUACUCCAGGAGGGGCUACUACGCUGACGAGCCGCCGUCCUCUGCCAGGCCGCGGCCGGUGGGCGGGACUACAGGAACCCAGCUCCAUCACCUCGCUCAGGUGGGCCUGACCGGCCACGCCAACGGCUACCCGGCGGGGGUCAGGGCCGCCUUCCCGGGCGGCCAGAACGGGGGCGUAGGCUGGAACCGUUACCAUGACAACAGUUUCACCAGGGAGGAACCGGAAAAAGAUGCAAUGCACCGGAGUGCAGCUCCGCCCGCCCACCUGGACGCCGCCGGCGUGGGGUAUUUGACCCCGCAGCGGGACAUUUCUCCUCCCACGCAUUCCUCCGCCUCCCUGAUCAAGGCCAUCCGAGAGGAGCUGCUGCGCCUCUCGCAGAAACAGACGGCGGCGUCCGGCUAUCGCAGCUGAGGCCGUCCGCUGUCGCCUCGCGGACGCCGUCUGCCUGCCUUCACCUCCCCCCCCCCCUCUGCUUCCCAUGGAAGUCCAGUCUCCCCCAGGACGGUCUCAACAACAAUCAUGAGUUAAAUCAGAACCAAAGGAGGCAUUUACACCCGGCUAGACGUGACGGAACGCAGACCUGAGGUGCCUGUGCCCCCCCGCCGCUCUGAUGAGACGAAUCCUGUCUUUAGUGUCCGUGGAGGAUCCAGGAUCAGACGUUUCUGCUCCGCUUCAGACUCAGUAUUCCGGUUUUACAAACCCGGACUCUAGUUUCUGUGUUGUCCUCCCGCUCCUCUCCGCGAUGCCCCGAUGGUCCGGGUUCCGCCCUCACGCUGGUGACGGCGUCAGACGUUUGCAGGUCACCCAAACACAAGACCGACGCCGUUCGUCACACCUGCAGGUCAUCCGUGCUGCGUGUUUCUGCGUUUGGUCACAUGAUGCACUGGACCACCUCAGGACCACGGAGUCCCGUCUGACGCAGCUUCAAGGCCCGCUCCCAUCAUCUGUGGAUCCAUCCCAGUGCUCUUUAAGUUCCUGUGUUGCUUUCUAGGACAUGGUUUCUGCAGAGCGGCUGGAGUUGUGGGCGGGACCGCCCCCCUUCCCCUCCCGAUUGCAGAGGUGCUUUCUCCAGGAAGCUGGUGACCCGUCCAGUGGAUUUUCACGCAUACGACCUUUUUCCCAGACGGCUUUUUGUCGUCGGAGUGGGUCUUCAAGGGGACGUCCACCCGGGUCGCCGGGGUUCUGCACGCGUUCCUGCGCUCAUCCCGCCAUCAGGCAGUGUUCAGAGUCUGGAGGAGCUUCACCUCAGAGACGCCGUCUUCUCUAAACUCUUCGCUCUGAAGAGAGCUGUGACGGUGCGAGAGGCGUAAUUUAUUUAAGUUAAAUAAAAAAAGACGAGUGGGUUGUUAAAGCAGUUCUGCUGCUGUUGUUGAGAGUUCAAACAUGUUCUGCUCCUCUGUGAUGUGCCUUUUGGACUCUCCAGAACCGGCAGAGCAGCGCUCGUCGGGUUUGAGUGCUCCUAAAGCCUCCGGCGCCGGUUCAGGUUAAAAAACAGUGAAACGGCGUUGGAUGGCGUCGGCUAUUGGCUUUCCUCUCGUGCUUCCCGCCUCCGUCUCCUGGAUUUCUGCUGCAGCAGCAUCAUCCUCGGUUCUUCAUGGCAGAAGUGCUGGCUGGCCCGACUCUGCCGUGAAAUCAGAAACUCACAGAGAAGCCGUCGCUCCACGUGUGUCCGCAUCGUCUGUGCAGAGGAAGGGUCGUGACCUUUCCGUGUUUCAGCCGCCGUUUCAUGAACAGAGAUUUAUGCCGCCACAUCGCAAACAAAACUUCCUAAGUUCCAAGUUCAAAGAUUAAAUGUUUGCUUUCAAAUACUUUGUCUUUUUGAAAAGAAAAAAAAGUUUUUGAAACCAAAUAAAAAAGAUUGAAGGCAAAAAAAUGUAUAUAUUUUAAAGCAAAGGUAUUUGAAAGCAAAUAUUCAAUAUUUUCAUUUGCAACUUAGAAAGCUUUGUUUGCAUAAAUAUCUGGUGUCCUCCUUUACGCUGACGCUGCAGUCACUAAAACCAAACAGAAGGGGGCAGCAAAGCCUCAUGAAGGGUUUUGGUCUCUGCAGAAAGCAAACAAGCUGCUUCUCUUUACUGCAUUGAUGUUCACGGUGAUUUAAUAAACUUUUCAUCCAUCUUCUGAAGUUCA